Messenger RNA from Lotus japonicus, 1418 nucleotides. RefSeq lists its product as uncharacterized. The transcript is spliced from 2 exons. The record is from RefSeq and is a predicted model, not a curated record. Gene Ontology annotation, molecular function: zinc ion binding. The coding region runs from base 887 to 1297 and encodes 136 amino acids. Lineage: Eukaryota; Viridiplantae; Streptophyta; Magnoliopsida; Fabales; Fabaceae.
GCUUGUCCUCUCAUAUAUAUAUAUAUAUAUAUAUAUAUAUAUAUUUUGUAGUGUUCUCACACACUACUAUCAAGGGUCUUAUUGGGCUUGCAAGUGUGGUUUGAUCAUGUGAUUUUUCGAUCAAAUUUUAGACAUUAGAUUCUUACAAGAGGGAUGCUCCUACUUGCACCCUAGAUGUUAGUUCUUUUAUUCUCCACUUGCUUUUUGUUCAAUUCCCUGUAUGCUUGAUGUGGCCUCACUGUUUAUCACAUAUAUGUGUAGCUUUCCUGCAUAUGGGUGAUUUGACGUAACCAAUUUUGUGAUAAAGCAACAAUCUCAAGCUUCUAAAGCUGACAUACUGAAUUGUGAAUUUGGACAAUUGGAUUAUAAAACAUUAUCCUACAUAAAUUACUUUUAAGUUAACUCAUACUUAUCACAAUUAAGUUACUAAAACUAAUUCUACCCACACCACAACUGGUAAAUUUUGAAGAACACUUACAUAUUAUGAAGGCUUAACUGCACUUUUGGUCCCCCACAUUUACCAUUUGUGCGAAAAUCGUCCCCCACAAAAAUCAUUAGCAAAAGACAUCCUCCACGUUUACUGCCGUUUGCAGUUUUCGUUUUCCGUCUAUUUUCUGUGAAGAAACUAACGGAAGGAGGCUUAUGUGUCAGUUUUUAAUGACAUGGCAGAGAGAGAUGGGAGAGGGAUGCCAUGGAGACAAACACGUGAUUGUCACGUGCUGUGAACCACACCCAACGGUCAGAUCGUCUUCCUCAACGAGAAAAUGGAGGUUGGAACCCUACAAAAGAGGGGUUUUGUUGUUCAGAUGAAAUUGACUUGAGUUGAAGCAAAAUCUGAACUACACAAGGGUGCUAAUCUGAAACGCGAAGUCGAGGUUUGAUUCGAAUGGGUGGGGUGAGUAAAAAUUCAUGCUCUUCAUCUGGUUCCCAGGUGUCAAAAAGAAGGUUCAUAUACUGUGAUUGUGGAGUUCGAUCUCCACUCCUCACGUCAUGGACAGAUGAGAACUAUGGAAGGAAGUUCUUUGGUUGUGGACUCUAUGAGGUCUAUGGGAAGAAAUGUUGUGAUUUUUUCCAAUGGUUUGAUGAUGAUGAUAGCAUUGGAAAGGAUCAUGUGAUUGCUCGACUAGUUAAGAGGAUUGAAGAAAUGAAGAAUAAGAAUGAAGAGUUUAUCCAUAAGAAUGAAGAAUUGAAGCACAAGCUUGAAGAAAUGAAGAAGAAACAGAGUGUGAUGUUGUUUUUCUUGGUUGUUAGUUUGCUUCUUCUCAUUUUGUUGGUGACUGCCUAUGUAACUAAAUAGGAUAUUAGGAAUGGUACAAGUUGUUUGUAUGGAUUAUGUUGCUUCUUCUAUGUUGUUUUAUUGGAAAUUAAAUUCAACAGAUCAAGCGUCUCCCUGUUUGAACUUUGAACAUCUUAAUAUA